AUGAUAUGGUAUGAUGAGUGUUUCCUGCGCUACUCAAACAGGAACAUCUUCUCCGCCAUGGACACAGACUUCACUUUAUUCAUGACGAAUCCAAAUAAUAUAACAGCUAAUAUAGAAUAUAAUGAGCUAGUGGUGAGAACUAUAACUGGUGCAGCUAAAGAAGCUGCAAGUGCUCCAUCAGGUGCUAAGAAGUUCGCAGUCAAGAAAGUGAUUGAUACAUGGCGUGAAGAUCUAUACGUUCUUGUGGAGUGCACACCGGAUCUAUCAACCUCCGAUUGUAAACAGUGUCUUCAGGCAGCUAACUCCAAGUUACUAAAUUGUUGUGAUAAUAGGCUAGGAGGAAGAGUCUUGUUUCCAAGCUGUCAUUUUGGAUUUGGAACGUAUUUAUUUUACAAUGAAGCUGCAGUGGCGCUACCACCUACGCCAGUUGUUCUUCCCCCUCCAUUUCCAGGUCCAAGAUCAGAAGGAAAAGUUGUUGCACUUAUACUAUCUGGAGAAGGAAGAAUCUCAGAAAAGAGGAAAGAGGAAAUAGCCAAGGCGAUCAAUUAUUUGACUUGGCAGGAGGAGGAACAAUUGGGGAUAACUAUUCAAACAGCAAUAUUCAAGGAGAGGUGA
Messenger RNA from Dovyalis caffra, 615 nucleotides. The record is from the annotation of a GenBank genome assembly. Lineage: Eukaryota; Viridiplantae; Streptophyta; Magnoliopsida; Malpighiales; Salicaceae.